GUGGGAAGAAAGCACAAGCUCGGGGCACUGCAUCCCCGUGUGGCUGAAGGUCAGCUGUUCCCAGGGCCAAGGUCGCUGCUCUGGCAUCUUUGAGGCGGUGCUUAACCCGCGCAGAAGCCUCUGGGCUUCAGGAGCACUGGCCCUGGCCCUGGCCCCGUCCUUCCGGCCUUUUUGUCUCCCGAGUGUUUGGAAGCCCCGCGGUGAUGUGGUCUUCCCUUCCUUUUGCUGAGAGAGCGCAACCCUCACCAUCCUGGGAGGAAAGUCCUACGGCCACGGCCAUUGUCCUGCUCACCCCUCGCUACAGAUGAGGAGAGGAGCUUGUUCUAAAAUCAGGCAGCAGUCGAGGCCCAACGUGUUCAGACUUCUGCACCCUACCCCUGGGCAUGGAACGGGAGUGGCCACAGGAAAGGAAGUGAGCUGCAGAUGGCAGAUCGGCCACAGCUCCCUAUGUCACAUUUGGAUGUGGUUUGAACAGUUGGUGGCUUGCGAUUGGCGAGACCCAGGUACUGGCUGCCAGUGUCAGGCUGAUCACCCUAACCUGGAAAUUCCAGAUCGAAAUGUUCCACUGCUGACUCUUUCGGUGCCACAAGUGCAGAGCUCCACCCUGUGGAAGUUUGCUUCUGGUCUCCUGUGUGUCCUCCGAAGCAGGAGGAGAUGCCAGAAGGCCCCCCUCGGGCCAUCACAUCAGAGGCCCUCUGGUCUGUGUCCCUGUCCAGGGUCUCAGGUUGGCAGUGCGAGUCCUGCUCUACCCACCGCGUGUCUGCAGGACGCACCUGGCUGUGCUCUGGGUGGCACCAGGAGACAAUGGGACUGUGAAAGAGGAGGAAGAGACUUCAAAAAUCCAAGGCGAGCGACAGGACACGUCCUAGUGAGUCAGCGACAAGGAUUUGCUUUCAGAUUGGCUGUCAGAGUCCUUGAAAAGCCACGUCCUCUGCCCUGGGCGUGCUGCCCUGCCAAAGGGAGGCAAACAUGGCCAUGGGGCAGGAGGAACGUCCCAGGCCUGCGGCUGGCUGCGGCUGGCUGCAGUAGAGGGCGACAAAGACAGACCCUGAGACCCCAGGACCCUGGCCAUCUCCCAGGGCGUGGCAGGGCGGUCAAGGUGUGCCACCCUCAGGGGAGGCAGGGAGUGGAGGUGUGGGAGCCGGUGCUGCCCCGCGGCCCAUUUUUCCCUGGGCUGAGCGUCUGGGGGAGGAUUCCGAGUGCACUCAGGCAGGGGACAGCGCACGGACCCUCGAGGUGCCGGCUGUGUGAGGAGCUGGGGGCAGGCAGAGCUCAUCCCCUGGGACAAGUCCGGGGUCACCUUUCCCUCCCCAUCUGUGCUCUUCAAACAAACGCUGCUUCUGCGACAUCCGCCUCGCCCUGCCGGCUCAUGGGCAGGUGCUGGUGUGUGUGUGUGUGUGUGCACGUGUGUGCAGGUGCACGCAUGUGUGAAUUGGCACCGUGCUCCACCACGGGGGUCAGGUGUCUCCCAGGGACCAGAACUGCAGUGAAGUUGAUCCAGUGCUAGAGCAGCACUUGUGGGAGUCACGCACUGCUGUCUACUGACCGUGAAGGGAGCGAGUGUUCCUGAAGAAACAGGAACCAGCCUGACUGGGAGACCCAAACCUCUAACCCCAAACUGUGCACCCAUUCACAACCCAGACCUACGAGUUUUUUAAACAGAUCCAGCGGGGAGAAAUAAGGGCCGAGGAGAGCUUCAAACGCACUGACCUCCACGUGGUCCUGGCCACCCAAGGGUGACCACAUGCCGCUCCACGCCAGAGCCCAGGCCCAGGCUUCUGCACUGCCGCAGGGCUGCCGCCCGCUUCUCCCUGUGCUGCGCAGCUGUGCUCAGGUCCUGGAGGGCACAGCAGGGAUGUUUGUGUGUGGUCUGGGUGCCGGUGGCGUGGGGCGUGGGAGUUAAUUCAGAAGCACAGAGACAAACUUUCUGGGGAGCACCGAGGUCGUCAGGUGCCAGUGGUUGUGCCCCGACACGAAUACCGAUGACUGCUCAUGCAUCGAAAGCUAUUGGAUGGGCGCCCACGAGGUGCCGGCCUGGCUCUCAUGGAACAGCGUGCAGGCCUCUCACGCACAGUCACUGCCCAGCCCACUCUUUACACCACUUCUUACACCACUGCGACACCCAGGCCUGUCCCUGUGGAGUGGCCUCAGACUUCAGGAUUCAUGCUGCACGUGAAGGAGGCAGACAGGAACUGGGGUUGGAGUCCUGGCUACCCAGCUCCCCGCCCUUGGCUGUGGUCUUGGAGGACAGAGGAGAUGUGCUCCCAAUAAGCAAACCACCUUUCACUGAGCCUGGCUGCAGCCCACGGAGAAGCCCCAGUGACACCAGGGGGCUGUCCCGUUCCUCGCAGGUCCAGAGGAUGGGCCAGGCUGGGGGCUGCUGCUUGUGUGCCCAGGAAGCAGCCUCACCGUCCACUUCUCGUCUGCAGACCUGACAGAAGGGCCACAGUUGUGCAAGGUGCGUGAACUGUCACUUCUGCCCUCGCACCCCGAAGCUUCCGAUAGGUGUUCUGUAAGCGUGGCACCCUCCCAACACUGGGCUGAGAGUGCCAAAUGCACUAUGGUGCUUGACUGGGGGACAGGAGCGCGGAUGUCCCUCAUACCCGAAGGGACAGUUCUGUGACACGGAAACUCAGAACCGUCGGUACACAGGGUCCCGUGCGGAGCAGCAGGGUUUGUGCCCCUCCGUGUCCACCUCUGCUUCUCCCCUUCUGUGGUCCUGGAGCCAAAUGUGAGGGCCUGUGCGUGCCAGCCAUCACUGUCCAGUGGUGCCCAGCUGCCUGUGCAGGGUCCCUUCCAGGGGACACCCAGCACUGUGUCCACGGGCAGACUGCCGCCAACUGCGCUAUGUCAGGCCAGGCAGCGUCCGCUUCCCAGCCUGCGGGAGAGUGAGAACGGACAUGAAAUUCCCACCUGCAGGAAGCCCAGUGACUGGAAAUGACAAAGGCGCCUAGAAGUGGAGCGGGAAGCUGCAGGAACCCGUGGCGGCAGAUCUCAGUGCCCUGUGAGGGCCUCGCCGGGGCUUCACCCUCUUAGCACCGCUCCUGAGUCUUUCACACAAGAGCAACUAAUGAAAUGGCUGCUGCUCAGCGGCGCGCGGACGGACUGACUGUCAGCUGGAAACCCUUCGCAGUUCGCAUUACUUCCUGUCAGGCGCCAGCAGUCAGCUCCGACUCCCCGGAAGGAAGGGUGGCGCCGCCGAGCCACGAGCCCUCAUGAGCCGCCCUCGUGGAGGUGUUUGCCACGGAGAGGACACGCCGGGCCCGCGACGCACACCUGGCACACGCCGUCACCAUGUGCAAAGAAUGUUUCCCAGUGUCCUGGUUGUGUGACAAGACGGAUCCACACGCUCCCCUCCGUGUGUCAGGAGAGCUUCGCGGUGUUGCCCCGAGGAUUUGUCUGAUGUCCACUCCCUCGCAGCGGUGGUGCCGUGAGUGUCUGCUGCUCCAGGCUCCGCUGUGCCACGUCUUUUCUCAUUUCCUCCGCCCAUGCAACAGCAGCGACCAGCCCGCACGGUGGCAGUUCUGCUAUAAAAUAUUUACACGAAUAUUUUCUCAUUUAAUCAAGUAACCUCGUGAGUG
Messenger RNA from Fukomys damarensis (Damara mole-rat), 3581 nucleotides. RefSeq lists its product as uncharacterized. Lineage: Eukaryota; Metazoa; Chordata; Mammalia; Rodentia; Bathyergidae. The record is from RefSeq and is a predicted model, not a curated record. The coding region runs from base 305 to 1507 and encodes 400 amino acids. The transcript has 7 exons.